Puntigrus tetrazona (Sumatra barb) is the source of this 1772-nucleotide messenger RNA. RefSeq names its product uncoupling protein 3 (gene ucp3). NCBI's taxonomy places the organism in Eukaryota, Metazoa, Chordata, Actinopteri, Cypriniformes, Cyprinidae. Gene Ontology annotation, biological process: mitochondrial transmembrane transport; mitochondrial transport; adaptive thermogenesis. The transcript is spliced from 7 exons. Gene Ontology annotation, cellular component: mitochondrial membrane. Gene Ontology annotation, molecular function: oxidative phosphorylation uncoupler activity. The coding region runs from base 361 to 1371 and encodes 336 amino acids. The record is from RefSeq and is a predicted model, not a curated record.
GCUGCAACCGGCACACGCACCUAUAAAUUCAGGUUUGACAGACCGGUUCCUCUAUAUUCAGGAAGAAAACACACUCGCUGGAUUAAACCCUGGAUGGAAAUAAUUAUUUUGCUUUCUCUCAGUACAAUUUGGACUAACAAUUUUAUAUUACCAGAAGAGUUGUGCUGCUGGAAUGCUGCUUUGGGACACUGAGCCACAUUUGUUUAUGGCCAAAGGUGUUGAAACAUUUAAAACAAAAGACAAGAGAGGUGUUUCUUUGGAAGAAACUUGAUCUUGAAUCAGAAAUCUGCUGAGGUAGGGAAAGAGGAGAAGAUCUAGUUAAAAAUAAAGGUAAAAGUUUCGGUCAAAAGCAGAGAAAAAAUGGUUGGAAUCAAACCUACCGACCUGCCACCAACUGCUGCUGUCAAGUUUUUUGGAGCUGGUACGGCAGCGUGUUUUGCUGAUCUUGUGACUUUCCCACUGGACACAGCAAAAGUGAGACUUCAGAUCCAGGGAGAGUCUACAGCUGCCUCGGGUUCAGCUGUGGUGAAAUAUCGUGGAGUAUUUGGCACCAUCGCCACUAUGGUGCGUACAGAGGGCACGAGGAGUCUGUACAAUGGCCUGGUGGCAGGACUGCAACGACAAAUGAGCUUUGCAUCUGUUCGUAUCGGUCUUUAUGACUCGAUGAAGCAAUUCUACACCAGAGGAUCUGAGAGUAAGUAUCAGACUGGUGGUUUAAAUAGAGACAGAAAUAAUAGCAGUGAAACUGAUCCUAACGCUGCUCUUCUCUUCUCAGACGCAAAUAUUGUUAUUCGCCUGAUGGCUGGCUGCACCACAGGGGCCAUGGCUGUUGCGUUUGCACAACCCACAGAUGUCGUAAAAGUGCGUUUUCAGGCUCAAGUGCGUCAGUCAGAUGGAUUAAAGAGAUACAACGGCACAAUGGAUGCAUAUCGGACUAUUGCACGUGAUGAGGGUGUUCGGGGGCUUUGGAAGGGCUGCAUGCCAAACAUCACAAGGAACGCUAUUGUAAACUGCGCAGAGCUGGUCACUUACGACAUUAUCAAGGAACUCAUAUUAAAAUAUGACCUCAUGACAGAUAACCUACCCUGCCACUUUACCGCUGCAUUCGGAGCUGGUUUCUGCACCACGAUUGUUGCAUCUCCCGUAGACGUGGUCAAAACCCGCUUCAUGAACUCAGCUUCAGGCCAGUACAGCAGUGCACUAAACUGUGCCCUCACUAUGCUCACCAAAGAGGGACCAACAGCUUUCUAUAAGGGCUUUGUGCCCUCCUUUCUGCGCUUGGGAUCGUGGAACAUUGUGAUGUUCGUCUCCUACGAGCAAAUCAAGAGAGGUCUAUCUAGAAUGCAGAGCUCAUGGGAGUCUCCUUUCUGAAUGGACACUGUCAGUAUCUUUUGAUUUUGAUUGAACAGAGAGUGCAAUUGUAAGUCAAGUCCUCUGUUACGAGAUCAAAGGGAUUCCUGGGUUAAGUCUUAUCACUGAAAAAGGCUGCGACUUUUUAAGGCCAAAGGUCAAGCUCAUCAAAAAUGAGAGAUAAAUUGCCACGACUCAUAAGAUGCAUGGCUGAGAAAGUAAAAUAAACAUAUUUGUCUUAGUUUCAGUGUCAUUGGACACUAUGAGAGAGUUUAUUAGUUGUGAGGAAGAUACAUCUCUAUUGUUUAUGUAUAUUCUUGUUAAAUAUGUGAAAACGGGUCCAUAGCUCUAAUGAAUGAAUGUUUAUUUAUACUAUAAAUUGGAAAAUGUCUUCAUGUCUUCAAUAAAGGUUUUUUAUUAUA